UUACAACAUUCAUGGCCGUCAUCUCAACAGGUCUGUGUUAUGAUCGCAAAUGUGUCGUUAUCUAGCACUGUAGUAUUACAUUGGCUUAGAUAGAUGUGUUGUUGUGACCCAUUGAUGAUGAGAACACACUGACAAAAACCAAGUAGGUUUGGAAACAGUAAAGUCAUGACACAAAAUCACAAGAUGGACGACCUUUCAAGGGUAAUGACAGCCAACUGUGCUAAGACUUUCGUCCAGAGAGAUUUCAGUGACGGCACUUCCAUCAAAUUCCUCACAAAGUUUCCUCCGGAGUUGGAUGGCAAAAUUGAAUCAGAACAGUUUGUGAGAACUGUCACACAAUUGAACUCAAUGUUUUUGGAAGCAGAGAGUCUUGGUAGUAGAAACUACUGUGAAAGUUGCUUAGCCUGUUUAACAGCAUAUAUGUCAUAUAUUUGCUUUGAUACUCAUUAUGAAAAGAUGUUGAAAAAGAUUAAGAAAUUUGUAGAAGAACAGAACCAGACUAUUUAUCUACCAAGAGGAUUGUUACUUGUGGAUCCAGUGGAGAGAGGCCUGCGUGUCCUUGAAAUAUGUGUAUUAAAUGAAAGCAAUGGUAGAGGAUGAAAACUGAAAAUUCAGCAUCAAUGGAAGGAAAAUUGUUUUGUUUCAAAGUCCUUGAAAGAGAAGAUAAUUGUGACGCAUAUAUAUACAACAACACUGCAGUAGUAGUGAUGGAACUCUAGAACAAGACGUUUCUCUUCUCCCAGACUAAAGUAAAGUGUAGAUUUCUAGAGAUAUAAUCACCCUUAAGUUUCUGUAAAAUCAAACUCAUGCUGAACAUCAGUCAUCUUCAAAUUACAUGUUAGUUUAGAAUGGGGGGUGAUUUAGAAAUGGAGACAGUGGUAUUAUCUGGUAUACAUGUAUAACUAUAUACUGGUUUUCUGAGUACAAAUGAAACAAAAUUGUAUACACCCAGUGAUUAAAAACAGUUGAAGAAAUACAUAAUUUAGUUUUGUCAAACCUGAAAAUUAAAAAAAAAAUGACUUCUGCUAAUUGUCCAUUAAUACAAUAUUGAAAGUGAAAAUGAUGUUCUACAUAUUUUCCCUUAGUUGGCUAGAUGUUAAUGCUUGUACCAGAUAUACAAUUAUGAGGUAUUUGAAAAUUGCAUGGAAAACCAUGGUCAACCAUAUGAACGAGCUAAGUUCAUAAUUAAUUUUCUAGAGAAUCUGAACAUCCAGAGAAAACUUUAUCUGAACCUUAGCUCUUUUUUGUAAGACCAAGGUUUCAAAAUAUUUCUAUGAGACAAUAUACAUUUAAGAAGAUUGCGAUUUGAUUAAAAUGAUUGUAAGCAAAUUAGUUGGUAAUUGACUUCCUAGUGCUCAUGACAUAUAUGAUAAUCCAGACUAAAUAAUGCUACCUGGAGGAGUUCUGGCAAUAUUUAAUAACAUCUCAUGAUUUACCAAUAAUAGAGAUUUAGGAGAAUCAUCAUUCAAAUCCUAAAACAUUUGAAGCUCUCAUCAUUUUUCUUCCACUAUGUUUGAUUAGUGGACAAGAAAUGCAUUUUUUUAUCUAACAUUCUCAUUUAUAGAAAGAUACUAGAUAGAGUGUAAUACAAAAUAUUUUGUAUAUAAAACCAAAACUUCUCAACCAAUAAGAAGUAUGUAUUGUUCAUUGUGUUUUGCAUCUCUGUAAGUUUUACCCUGUUAUACAGCUGAAAGAAGUUGUUUACUCUUGGUAAAAAUUGAAAUAUCUUCUCAAAUUGUAUGUGACCAUGACUUAACUUAAUCCAUGCAGAUAAAAGCCAUCACUUCAUUCCAUAUACCUAUAUUAAUGUGAUUCCAUUUCAUUAAAAUGCAGUUUUGGCAUUAAUGGGUGUAACCAUGUGGAUAUUGUACAGGUAGAAACUGGCAAGAUGUAUGGUAACUCGCCACUCAUAACAAAAAUAACAACACAUGUACUAUUUACAUCUCAUUUUGUGUACUUUAUUUGUGCUGUACAUUUGAUAGGAUUUAUUAUGUUAUAAAAAAAAGUGACACCAAAUCUCCUAACGUGUAAUUAUGAAGUGAAAAGAAACAAUCAUGUUUUAAAAGUAUGUAGUUAUCUAGGUAUAUCUAUAAGAUUCAUUGAAACAAAUAUGUUUACCAGUGCAUUAUUGUAUUUGUCAAAUUGUUUUAUUAUGUGAUAGAAAAACAAUUAAAAUUUGUGAUAUGAUGCUUAUUGUAUGUGCGAUAUUGAUAUUGAGAACUUAUGUUACUGCUUAUACUGUUCUUUUGUCAUCAUUUUAAAGGGAGACAAUUCACUGCAAAGGUUCCACUUCCACUACAUUAUAUUUACCGCAGAGGAUCAAUUUGUAUAUGUUCAUCAUUAUUGUAUGAAUUCUUAAAGUCAGGAAAUGUUGAAAACAUAUUGCUGAUAUUUAGUUCUUCAGAGAUUCUAGGUGGAAAUGUCUGUUGUGUGUGACAGAAGGGGUACAAGCUCAAUUGAUUUCUUCUCUACUAAUUAGGGAAAUCAUUAUUACAAAAAAAUAUAUGUAGAUGUAUUAUAAUAGUCUUCAAGACAGGUUUAUAAUAUUCCCACCUCGAAUAGGCCUACUAAUUAACAUAAAGGCACAUGUUAUUAACUACUAAGUUAUGACAGACUGACUAUGUUUUCUGUAAACAUAUAUACUGGUUAAAAAGUCUCAAUAUUCGGCACAAAACCUAGUUGUUACUUCGAUAUUGUAAUUAUAUUCUUUGAAAUACAUUUGAUCCAAAUAAUAAAUUUUGAUUCUGUGAAAUACAAUUAUUGCUUGCAUAUUAAUCAGGACUAAGAUGUUGCACUUGCUGGGAGUUCAGACAUUUUAUGAGUAUUUGAAGCACAUAACUGUAUACUGACUUGCAAAUUUCGAAUUUGCUGAUGUGUAUUGUACUUGUGUUAUGUUGUUGACACUGCCCUUGUGAUAAGAAUUAAUGGAGAUUUUAAAGAAGUAAUCGUGUACAAAUUUGUACUGAAUUGUAAUGACUUAGGUUUCAAAGUAAUGAUUCAUUGAUUACCAGUACUAAAAAUUAUCUUAUCAUGUAAUCACUUAAAAUUAUCAAUUCUAACAGCAAAUAAUCACCAGAAAAUAUAAACAGAGCAAGCACAUGAUUUAAGAAUUUGUCAAUGCCAAAAGCCAAAUAAAAACAAAAUUGUUGUCAAUGUCAGAACCAUAUGGUCAUUUUGUCUGUAAUCAAAGCUUACAAGAUAUACAGGUUUGUUCAGGGAUUACACAGUACACAUUCAUUUGUAAUUUAUCAUUCCAGGAACAUAAUUUUGGCUCUAUUUAUUGUUUAUGGAUACAUGACUACCCUGUUUUUAGUCAACACUCGGUAGAAUUGUGCUUUAGCCUGAAGGUUCCCAGUGUUCAAUACACAGCCAUCACAACCAAAUUGUGUCAUAUGCACUGUGAUGACACAGGGCAAAGCAGUGUUUUUUGAGCAUUAUACACAGGUAGUAUAUUUCAUGUCGGUCGGAGUGAAGGGUGUUUUUAUAUAUUACUGCAUUUAAAAACAAAAAACCAUUUUGUUUCAUUCUUGACUAAAGAAACUCCCAAAUAUGAAAGAAAAAUGUUCCAAUAAAUGCUUUUCAUAUGCAAUGGAAAUUAAGGGAAUAUUGUAUAUAACUGUUGUUUUUAUUUUUUACAAGAUUUAUUAAUGAAAAUAAUUUCAAACUUUCCUUUAGAUAGGAAACCAAUUAAGGAUUGAUUUCAACAUUACCAAAAUUAAUUUGAAAACAUUCAGCUGAUUUUGUAAAAUAAAUAUGAAAGUGUUGUAUGCACUGUAUAACAGGGUAGCCAUGUAAUAUAUGUUAUUGUCUUGCUGGUAUUGGUCAGACUAGUUGUUAUGUUAUUGGUGGUUGGAUGACACAGCAUUCUAACCUAUCAGAGUUACCUCCCUUGGGCCAUUGCGGGACGAGAAUGGUGGCACAGUGGUAACAAACGGGCCUUCCACCUAGACGACCUUUGUUAGGGCCAGCUGUUCUACAUGUAGUUUAUAUCCUGGUAUUCCUGUAUCCUCCCACAGUAAGACAUCCUCACGUGCUUUUACCUUGGCCAAUAAGAGUGGUGAAUUGAAUUGAUAUAAUUAGUAUUUUUUGGUAAAAUGAAUAAAGUGUACUAUGAAUUAUUAAGUGUAAAAGCAUCACGUAAUUUGGCAUAUCCCUGGUGUAUCUCAACAUACAUUCUAACCAAUAUCAACAAGAUCUUGUGAACUGUUUGGCUGACAUAUUAUCAUUAUUGAUUUACACAGUGAUGCCUUGCUACUAGAUAUGUAACGCUUGGCAUAAUUCAUUUCCUAACUCUUGUGAUUAUUUUUGAUUAUAAAAUGUUGACCAUUUGUGAUUAAUUUGUCAUGUUUGGGAUUUUUUAACUUCUUUAAAUGAUAUAUGAUUCUUAUUUCAGUUGAUAAGACAUAUAUUUGGUUUUUAAAACCACAACAAAAAAAUGUUGAAUUAAUAAGCUCAUUUUGGGGAGAAAAUACAAAAACGAAACAAACCUAUUGUUUGGUAAGUAAAUGUCCUCUUUUUAAGUUAAGCGAUCUGUUUGAAUAUUAAAUUGAUGUGAUACGAUCCAGAAACGUUCUGUAAGCUAUUGUAUGUGGUAAAUGUCAUGUUGACACGUACAUUACGAUUAACACCUUGUGAUUGGUACUAUUGAUCUAGGUCUCCCAUCCUUUUGUCCCAUUUAUGUGAUAUAAUAUACAUGUACCAUUGUAUUUAAUUUUGAUGUUGUUUUUGUAAUAUAAUAAUCGUGAGAUUAA
Molecule: messenger RNA, 4751 nt
Organism: Pecten maximus
Lineage: Eukaryota; Metazoa; Mollusca; Bivalvia; Pectinida; Pectinidae
Product: golgin subfamily A member 7-like
Exons: 6
Coding region: 166-600 (144 amino acids)
Biological process (GO): protein targeting to membrane; peptidyl-L-cysteine S-palmitoylation
Cellular component (GO): palmitoyltransferase complex
Source: RefSeq, a predicted model, not a curated record